This is a messenger RNA of Actinia tenebrosa (Australian red waratah sea anemone), 1602 nucleotides long. RefSeq names its product aquaporin-9. NCBI's taxonomy places the organism in Eukaryota, Metazoa, Cnidaria, Anthozoa, Actiniaria, Actiniidae. The record is from RefSeq and is a predicted model, not a curated record. Gene Ontology annotation, molecular function: glycerol channel activity; water channel activity. Gene Ontology annotation, cellular component: plasma membrane; basolateral plasma membrane. Gene Ontology annotation, biological process: glycerol transmembrane transport; water transport.
UUUAGAUUCCCUUCUAACUAUUCUAUUGGAGCAUUUUAAAAAUCUUAAUACUCGUACAAGAGGUAAUUAGAAAAUUUGAUCCCGACUUGUGAAUAUAUUGACCUCGUUCGACCGUUUAGAUUUGCCUUUUCUUUUCGCAUUUUCCUUGCUCGAAAAUUAUUGUGAUAGGAUUUUUGACCUCGUUUUUGCUUCUCACAUUUAAAUGUGCUUUUUCGUGCAGUUUAAGGUAGUGUCAACCCGUUGUUUGCAAAGUUAAAAGGGCUUGAAUUCACUGACAUGCAAUAAAUUGAGGCAAUUCAAAAAUACAAUGUCCAACGUUGCAAGCCUAAGAGCCGGUUCCUGUGUUUUUAGUUCUCACACUGUUUUAGCUAAAGUGGUUUUAAUUUAGCAUCCAUCAAUACUUGAAGGUUUUUCUUCUUUCGUGAACAGAGACCCUUGGAGCGAUAGGAGGGUGUGGAACCUCUGGCUUAGCCAGGAUGCUACCCAAUGGGGAGGGGAUAGAAAAUGUCUAUGUGCAGGCUAAGUAAAGCUAGCCUGCUUGAAGCCGGACUUUUCUCUUGUAUAGUUAACAGUUAGUUAGUUCGGCUGCAUGCAGGCUAAGUAAAGCCUUUCGAAUUCACAGCAAGCACGUCGUAGGGAAAAGCAAAAAAAAAAAAAAAAAAAAAAAAAAAAAAAACUCUAGUCAUGCAAAAAUGUUACAUCAUUAAUGACCUACAACAUGAUUGCCAUAAGAUCCCUUGUAUAAUCCUGGAUAUGAUGUCAAAAGUACGCUUUGUGUUUCCUAAGCCGAUCACGUAGAUCUUAGAAUAAAAACGUGAAGGUAGCCUCGUAACUAAUGUAAACAAAGUACCAAGUAAAGAAGAGUGCAUCAAAAAUGUGCCAACGUGUUUCUUGUGCGCUAUAUCUGUCAAUGAGUAAUUACGCAGUUAUUCAACGCGUUUUCUGCAUACUCUAGCAGCGGGUGCUAAGAACUCGGUCUACUACUUCUAGGCCGCGCAGGAAUCAAAUCUCGUCAUAAAUAGUUAAUAUUCUGUAUGAGAGAUUCGUGCAGCAGUUCACAUUUCGAGAGUAAUCCAUGGAAGGAACAAGGGGAUACUCUCUCUUCUUUAAAAUAUUCAAAAAACCAUCAUCACAAAGUACAAUAAUGAUUGGUAUCAAGAAAAUGAAACCACGUCUGUCCCAGMUUGGAAAAGAGAUACUGGCUGAGUUUAUGUCCACUUUUAUUCUCAUUAUUUUUGGUGUUGGCUCGGUCGCGCAAACCGUACUCAGCAAGCAACAAAAUGGAACAUUYUUCUCCAUCAACUUCGGCUGGGGUGUUGGMGUUACUAUGGGAUGUUACUGGGCUGGCGGUGUGUCAGGUGCACAUAUGAAUCCAGCUGUCUCUCUUGCUAAUGCCGUGGUUGGCAGAUUACCGUGGAAGAAGCUCCUCUUCUACUGGGCCGCACAAAUGGUGGGAGCAAUUGUGGCUUCCGCUUGUGUUUAUGGUGUAUAUUAUGAUGCACUCAACGCAUUUGAUGGCGGUGUUCGUCAAAUACUGGGUCCCAACGGUACAGCAGGAAUAUGGGCAACCUACCCUCAACCGUUUUUGUCCACGGCAAAUGG